AUGGAAGACCCUGAAGCAGACACAGAAUGGAAUGAUAUUUUACGUGCUCGUGGUAUACUUCCACCAAAAUCAGGACCAACAGAAGAAGAAAUAUUUGAGGAACUUGAUAAAGAAAUUCGAGAUAAACAUGAUAAACAUUUAGAAGAUAAAAGUCUAGAGGAACUUGAUGAAUUGGAAGAUGAAGAAGACGAAAGAAUUUUAAUGGAAUACCGUAAGAAGAGAAUAGCUGAAAUGAAAGCUGAAGCAAUUCGUGGAAAAUUUGGACAAGUUAUACAAAUUUCUAAAACAGAUUUUGUUAAAGAUGUCACAGAAACUAAUCAAUGCAUACCAAAUUAUCCUGAUAAAAAUCUACCUACUUUAUUAAUUUAUCAUAAUGGAGAUUUAGCACAACAAUUGGUUGGAUUAUCAACAUUAGGUGGUAUUAAUAUGAAAUUAGAAGCAUACCUUUCGUCAGUGGAUGCAAUUGAAGAGGUGUUAAAAUGA
Molecule: messenger RNA, 483 nt
Organism: Entrophospora candida
Lineage: Eukaryota; Fungi; Glomeromycota; Glomeromycetes; Entrophosporales; Entrophosporaceae
Source: the annotation of a GenBank genome assembly